Molecule: messenger RNA, 3197 nt
Organism: Centrocercus urophasianus (Greater sage-grouse)
Lineage: Eukaryota; Metazoa; Chordata; Aves; Galliformes; Phasianidae
Product: zinc finger protein 664-like
Exons: 4
Coding region: 152-1435 (427 amino acids)
Biological process (GO): regulation of transcription by RNA polymerase II
Cellular component (GO): nucleus
Molecular function (GO): DNA-binding transcription activator activity, RNA polymerase II-specific; RNA polymerase II cis-regulatory region sequence-specific DNA binding
Source: RefSeq, a predicted model, not a curated record
GCAGUGCCCUGCAGAUGGGCUGUGGAGGGCUGGGCUGGGACAGGGACUGCUGCGUUCCCUCACAGCUCCCCUGCCAUUUCUCUUGUCCCUGCAGGCUCCAGUUCAACUCUGCCUUCCAGCCGUGAUCAUUUCAGCUGCAGGAGAGCAGCAGAUGGCCACAGCACAUCCAUCUCAGGAGCCCGUGAGCUUUGCGGAGGUGGCCGUGUCUUUCAGCAGGGAGGAGUGGGCGCUGCUGGACCCUGCGCAGCGAGCGCUGUACCGGGACGUGAUGCUGGAGACGUACCAGUGUGUGGCCUCGCUGGCUCCACUUCCAGCCUCCAAACCCAUGCUGAUCUCCCUGCUUGAAGGAGGGGAAGAGCCCUGGAUCCCAGAUGUGCGUAGCCCUGAGGCCGUGCCAGGAGACCUCAGCCCAGCAGGAACUGGGAUUGCAGAUAUGCUGGAGGACCUGCAGGAAAGUGGUGUGGCCGAAAGGCGGUGGGGUGGUGUCUGUGUGGAAGAAAUCAGAAGGGAUGUCCAAGGAGGCCUGGAGCAAGGUCAGGGUGAGCAGAUCAUGGAGCCACUGGGAAAGCGUAUGUUAAAGACGGGGAGGAGCCCGCUGGACUUCACCGUAGGUCAAAAGGAGCCUGAAGAAGCCAGGAGCAAGGAUGUGAGCCAGCAGAAAAAGCAGAAUCCAUGCACUGAGUGUGGAAAUAGCUUUGAAAAAGAUUCCGGCAUCGUUAACCACCAGUGCAUGCGCUCAGCAAUGAGGCCAUACAAGUGCUCUGAUUGUGGGAAGAGCUUCAAAUGGAGAUCCCACCUCAUUGUCCACCAGCGUGUCCAUACAGGAGAGAGACCCUGCAAGUGCUCUGAGUGUGGGAAGAGCUUCACAAGGAGUUCUGAAUUGAAGCUGCACAGGCGCAUCCACACAGGACAGCAACCAUUUCAGUGUCCUGAGUGUGGGAAGAGCUAUAGAUGCAGCUCUGAAUUGAAGCUGCACCAACAUAUCCACACAGGGGAGAGACCCUACAAGUGCUCUGAGUGUGGGAAGAGCUUCACAAGCAGUUCUAAUUUAAAGAGGCACCAUCGCAUCCACACAGGUGAAAAACCCUACAAGUGCUCCGACUGUGGGAAGAGCUUCAAGAGCAGUUCUGAAUUGAAGCUGCACAAGCGCAUACACACAGGACAGCAACCAUUUCAGUGUCCUGAGUGUGGGAAGAGCUACAGAUGCAGCUCUGAAUUGAAGCUGCACCAGCGCAUCCACACAGGGGAGAGGCCCUUCAAGUGCUCUGAGUGUGGGAAGAGCUUCACAAGCAGUUGUGUUUUAAAGAGUCACCAGCGCAUCCACACAGGUGAAAAACCCCACAAGUGCUUGGAGUGUGGGAAGAGCUUCACACGCAGUUCUGUUUUAAAAAGGCACAAGUACAUCCACACGGGAGAGACCUUACAAAUGUCCUGAGUGUUAGAAGAACUUCAGAAGCAGUUCUGAAUUGAAGUUGCAUCAGCGCAUCCACCCAGGUGAAAACCCCUACAAGUGCUCUGAGUGUGGGAGCAACUUCUAAAGCAGUUCCCACCUAACCUACCACCAGUGUAUUCACACAGACAGACCCUAUAAGUGUCCCGAGUGUGGGAAGUGCUUCAAAAGCAGUUCUGAAUUGAAACGCCUCUAGAGCAUCCACACAGGGGAGAGAUCUUAUAAGUGCUCUGUGUGUGAGAAGAGCUUCAAAAGAAGGUCUAAUCUCAACACCCACAAGCACAUCCAUGGUGCAUUCAGGCUGUAGAAGAAUCACAAGAUACGGGGAACUUCAAAAGCAGUUCCAGCCUCAUUACCUACCAGCACAGCGACACAAGAUACAGAGCCUGCAGAGCACUGGAAGAACUUCAGCCAGAGCCACAGCAUGAUGACCGCCUGUGGCUUUGUGUGGUGAUGAACCUUAGAAAUCUCUUGAGUAGAGGAAGAGCUCUGUGGCCAAACUCAAUCCUCUUUCCCCUUCGUUGCAUGAGAAUUAUGCAUAUUGCUCUCCUUCAGCUGCAGUUGCUGUGUUGAGUGGCUGUGCAAAGGAGAAUCCAGAGUGGGAUGUGUCACAGCCACUGGAAACCCUCUGCCAGGUGGCCCGUUUCUGGCAGGGCUGUGUGCCAAGGGAAUCACCUCUUACCUCCCCUGUAGAAACUCCUGUGCUGUAGGGCAGCACAAAGGAAACCUCAGCUGGGCUGAUAUGUCACCAGGAAGGAAGAAAUCCUGUCUGCAGGCAGUGUGGGAAGAGCUUCAUCUGGAGCUCAACCCUCAGUAGACGCCAGAGAACCAACCCAAGAGGAGAGUCCAGUGAGUGCCUUGACUGCAGGAAGAGGUCUGUCCAGAGCUGGCAGCUCAUCACACACCAGUGGAUCCACGUGAGGAACCCUACAGAUCUGAAGCCUGCAAGAAGAGUUUUGGCCACAGCUUGAACCUGCUGAGGUACCAGAGUGUCUGCACUUGGGUGGAGUCCAAUUCGUGCCUGCACCAGUGAGUUCACGUGGCAGGAAGCCUUAGAAAUGCCUCGAGUGUGAGAAGGGCUUUGUGCAGAGCGCAGAGCUCCUCACUCACAGGAGAUGGCACUCGUGGAAGAAGUGCUACAAAUGUCCCAUGUGUGGGAAGACCUUUUACCUGUGGAUCCACUCAGUGCAGAGACCAUGGAAAUGCCUGCACUGCAGGAAGAGCUUCAUCCAGAGCACAAUCCUCAUUAAACAUUGUCCAGUCCAUGUGAUAAAUUGGCCCUGCAAGUGUCUCUGGUGCAGGAAAUUUGUCUGGGCUGGCACCUACUUUCCCAUGGGGAAACCCCCUACAGAGAGACCUUAAGAAUUUUGGUGAGCCCAAGGAUGAGGGAGACCCAGAUGCUUCUCCCCACACAGGAGGAGUUUGCAAAGGAGAUGGCAUCACUGCCACCCUCUGCAGAAGGGAUUUAACCCAGGAGCUUCAGAUGGCCUCUCCUUGCUACCCAAAUCCUGCUUUCCUCUUCUGCUCUUCCUGCCAGCAGCUUUUUGAUGCCGUUUCCUAAGGAGAGGCAUCUGUGUAGGGAUGUUCUGUGUGUCUGUGUGCAUGUGUUGCUCUCAGUAAUUUGUGAGUGCUCUGAUGAACCUGAGGGAAGGGUCAGGAGAGCAGUAACGUGGCUCUUGGAGGUUUUCUGAGAAUCAUCUGUAGAGGAAAGGGAAGGGGAUGAAUAAAGUAGCUGAGUUGUUCUGGA